This is a messenger RNA of Miscanthus lutarioriparius, 390 nucleotides long. The record is from the annotation of a GenBank genome assembly. NCBI's taxonomy places the organism in Eukaryota, Viridiplantae, Streptophyta, Magnoliopsida, Poales, Poaceae.
AUGGCUCAGCUCGGACUUGCUGUUGCUGGCAGCCUUUCUGGUGCUGCUCCUGCAGCAGGAAAGAAGACGGCCUCACCACCUCCAAAAGGCGGAGAACCGACUAUGAACCGGCAAUCAGCUAAAGAUGAGGAAGUGGUUGCCCAGUUUGUGGGUGCGCGGAAGAUGGGAGACGAUGCCGGGAACGUUGCAGAGGUGGAGGGGGAGAGCAAGAGGAAGAGAGCUCCCUGGUGCAUCACUUCCCCUUCCAUUCCCGCCCUGGACUGCUAUGAGUCUGUGACUUCAGCCAGCUCGUUUGCUUUGCAUCACCAAUUCCAUUUCUUCUGUCUUGUUUGGACAUCGAGUGCUUGUAAAGUAAUGCUAUUACUCUUUGGAAGAUGGAGAGAAGUUUAG